Molecule: messenger RNA, 1792 nt
Organism: Chaetura pelagica (chimney swift)
Lineage: Eukaryota; Metazoa; Chordata; Aves; Apodiformes; Apodidae
Gene: TRAF3IP2
Product: TRAF3 interacting protein 2
Exons: 9
Coding region: 1-1632 (543 amino acids)
Biological process (GO): positive regulation of canonical NF-kappaB signal transduction; humoral immune response
Source: RefSeq, a predicted model, not a curated record
AUGGCCUCCAGCUCAGGCACUUUGGAGGGCCGAAGCAUACCAGUUGAGGUGGAUGAAUCCAUGCCGUGGUCCCCAUUUCCUGAGCAUGUAUUGGAAAAGGCCUCACAGUCUUCUGGAGAGGAUAGAGAGGAUGAGGAGUCCCAGAGACCGCAUGUCACUGGAAUGCCUCAGGCUGUGGACAGUGCAUCAUGCCUCUGCAGAGCACCAGCAGGUCAUCAGCCAGCACUGUCCAUGGAGCCAGGCAGCAGCUUGUGGGCAAAAUACACCAGUCCUGAUGGCCAUGGACACUUUGGUUCCCCUGGGGAAUCAAUAACUGGAGCACUUCCCUCCGAGAUGCAUCUUGUAGCUAUGGACAAACCAGGCAUGCAGCCAAGAUCACAGCUUUCAGCUGACACUGGGCACAACUCCAGGAAAUCAGAGCAGAGCUUGUCUAACACUCCCGAGGACUCCCUGGAGGAGAGCAGCCAAGGGAGUUCACAGUCAAUGCUACCCUCAGAAAACAGACCCCCAGCAGAGCUGAGGACUGUGGACACCACAGGCUCCAGCUCCCAGUCACAAGAUGUCAUGGGCAUCAGGCACCUGGAGCCCCCCUUACCUCUGGUUUCUCUGGUGAACCCCCAGGACCUGCCAGGACCACUGAUCUCCCGGGAGUAUUUUGGACCUGAGCAUCAGCAGUGCCCCAUGUGCCAGCACUUGUGCCACCCCAACACCUCCUCGCCAGCCCACGGCUGCUUUGGGCACUGCUGCCCCGCAGAGCAGCACCCCCAGGGCCCAUAUGGCAGAGCCCCAGCCCAGCCCUGUGUGCACACCCCGCAGCCCCUUCCUCCUGUGCCUGCACCUUGCAAGAGAGUGAUCCUCCCAGCCCAGCACCUCAUCCCCAACUACUCAAACCUGCGUGCUCCCAAGGGCACUGGAGACCGACCUCCCCAGCGGGCCUGCUCCCCUGCCCCUCGGCUCCUAAACCAGCUGUACAACCAGCCCCCUAACGAGCAGCUGCCCCCCAAGGCAUGUGGCCCAGAGGAAGGUUGCUGCUGCCCUUCUGACAAUUUCCCAUCUCCAGCUGCUGUCCCCAGACCUCCCAGCAGCCCUGCAGCCAGGGGCACGCUGAGAACCAGCAAUCUGCCCGAGGAGUUGAGGAAGGUCUUUAUAACCUAUUCGGUGGACACAGCAGUGGAGGUUAUGAAAUUUGUGAACUUCCUGCUGGUAAAUGGAUUUCAGACUGCUAUUGAUAUCUUUGAGGACACGGUGCGAGGCAUCGACAUCAUCAAGUGGAUGGAGCGCUACCUGGGUGAUAAGACAGUGAUGAUAAUCAUAGCAAUCAGUCCAAAAUACAAACAGGAUGUGGAAGGGGCUGAGUCCCAGCUGGACAGGGAUGAACACGGCUUACAUACUAAAUACAUCCACAGGAUGAUGCAGAUCGAGUUUAUACAACAAGGAAGCAUGAACUUCAGAUUCAUCCCUGUGCUUUUCCCAAAUGCCAAAAAGGAGCACGUGCCCACCUGGCUGCAGAACACCCACAUCUACAACUGGCCGAAGAACAAGAAGAACAUCCUGCUGCGGCUGCUGAGGGAGGAGGAGUAUGUUGCUCCUCCCAUAGGCCCUUUACCCACCCUGCAGGUUGUGCCCUUGUGAACCUGGAGGUGCAGGAGCAGCAGCUGCUGCAGGGCAGGGAACCAGGGCUGUCCUGGCAGGGAACCAACACACUCCAGGUGGCUCUUCCUGACUACAGGAGACACUUUCUGCUACAGGAGUUGGUUGUCUUGGGCAGCUCAGGCUCAGCUUCUUCCCUACC